AUGACGUUACUCAGAGCCCUUGCUUCCCUCUUAGUCCUACACCUGCUGCAGGGCUCGAGCGCUUCCCUAGUGCAGCUGAAGGACAACGGCUAUGAAGACGUCAUCGUUGCUAUAGAUCCUGGUGUGCCAGAAGAUGGAGAAAUAAUUGAACAAAUAAAGGACAUGGUGACCACCGCAUCUACUUACCUGUUUGAAGCCACAGAAAAAAGAUUUUUUUUCAAAACUGUGUCUAUAUUAAUUCCUAAGAAUUGGAAGGAAAACUCUCAAUACAGGAGGCCAAAACACGAGAGCUACAAACAGGCUGAUGUCAUAGUUGCACCCCCAACCCUCCCAGGCCAAGAUGAACCAUAUACCAAGCAGCUCACAGAAUGUGGAGCAAAAGCAGAAUACAUUCAUUUCACCCCUGACUUUGUCCUGGGAAAGAAACAAAAUGAAUAUGGGCCAUCAGGUAGAGUGUUUGUCCACGAGUGGGCCCAUCUCCGCUGGGGAGUGUUUGAUGAGUACAAUAAUGAUCAGCCUUACUAUAUGUCCAGAUUAAAAAAAAUUGAAGCAACAAGGUGUUCCAUAGGUAUGUUUGGUACAAAUAGUGUUUAUAAAUGUCAAGAUGGUAGCUGUAUAACGAGAAGAUGCAGAAUAGAUUCUACCACAAAACUCUAUGAAAAAGAUUGUCAGUUCUUUCCUGAUAAAGUUCAAACAGAAAAGGCAUCCAUAAUGUUUACACCAAAAAUUGAUUCUGUUGUUGAGUUUUGUAAUGAAAAAAACCAUAACCAAGAAGCUCCAACUCUACAAAACCUAAAGUGCAAUUUCAGAAGUACAUGGGAGGUAAUCAGAGAGUCUGAGGAUUUUAAAAGCGUCACACCUAUGGUGACACCACCUCCUCUGCCCGCUUUCUCGUUGCUGAAAAUCAGUGAAAGAACUGUGUGCUUAGUUCUGGAUAAGUCUGAAAACAUGAAGGAUUUUAACCGGCUAUAUCGAAUGAACCAAGCAGCUAAAACUUUCCUGCUUCAAACUAUUGAAAAUGGAUCCUGGGUGGGAAUAGUUGAGUAUGAUAGUACCACCCACAUCAAAAGUAAGCUAGUCCAAAUAACAAGCUACAGUGAAAGAAGAAAACUCCUAGAGUGCUUACCUACAGAAGCUUCAGGAGGAAUUUCUAUCUGCUCUGGAAUUGAAUCUGCUCUUCAGGUAAUUAGAGAAAAACAUCAUCAAACAGAGGGAUCUGAAAUAAUAUUGGUAACUGCUGGGGAGAAUAAAAGUGCAAGCUCUUGUGUGGAUAGAGUGAUACAAAGUGGGGCCAUCGUUCAUUCCGUUGCUUUGGGGCCAUCUGCUGAUGUCAUACUAAGCGUGAUGAGCAGUGCAACAGGAGGAAAUCAUUAUUAUGCUUCAGAUCAAGCCUACAGGAGCAGCUUCACUGAUGCUUUCAGGACCUUCGAGUCAGGGAAUGCUGGUCCCUCCCAAAUGUCCUUUCAGCUUGAAAGUAAGAGAUUAACCCUGAACAAUGAAGCCUGGAUGAAUGGCACUGUGAUCGUUGAUAGCACCCUGGGAAAAGACACGUUCUUUUCCAUCACGUGGGACAAACAAACUCCCAGCAUUUCUGUCUGGGCUCCUAGUGGAAAACUGGUAGGAGGUUUAACAGAGGACACUGCUUCCAGAAUGGCCUAUCUCAGUAUUUCAGGAACAGCACCGGUGGGCACCUGGACUUACAACCUUCAAGCCAAAGCAAACUCAGAAACACUCACUAUUGCAGUAACUUCUCGGGCAGCAGAUUCUGCUGUGCCUCCCAUCACAGUAAGCGCUAAAAUGAAUAAAGACACAAACAGCUUCCCCAGCCCCAUGGUUGUUUAUGCAGAAGUUCGACAAGGGUAUGUGCCCAUUCUUGGAGUCAAUGUGACUGCUGUCAUUGAAUCAAGCAGUGGAAACACAGAAGUUUUGGAACUGUUGGACAACGGUGCAGGUGCUGAUUUUUACAAGAAUGAUGGCAUCUACUCCAGGUACUUUACAUCUUACAAAGAAAAUGGAAUAUAUAGUUUAAAAGUACAGGCUUGUGGAGGACGAAACACUGCCAUGAGAAGUUUAAGACGUCCAAUGAGUCCAGCCAAACAUAUAUCAGGUUGCAUAGUAGAUGGGAAAAUUGAAGAGAAUGUACUGAACCCCAAAAUUGAUGAGGACACUCAGCCAAUCCUGGAGAGUUUCAGCAGAACAGUAUCUGGAGGUGUAUUUGUGAUAUCACAAGUUCCACCUCUUCCCGUCACUGACCUUUACCCACCAAAUCAAAUCAGAGACCUUGAUGCCACACUUCAUGGGGAUGAAGUCUGCCUAACAUGGACAGCACCAGGAGAUGAUUUUGAUGUUGGAAAAGUUCAACAGUAUACCAUAAGAAUCAGUGGAAGUGUCCUUGAUCUAAGAGACCAUUUUGAAGAUGCUCUUCAAGUUAACACUACAGAUCUGUUACCAAACGAGGCCAACUCCAAGCAAACCUUUACAUUUAAGCCAGGAAAGAUUUCAGAAGAAAAUUCAACCCAUUUAUUCAUUGCCAUUCAAAGUGUAGACAAAAGUAAUCUGACAUCAAAAGUAUCCAAUAUUGCACAAGUAGCUUUGUUCAUUCCCCUGGGAGAGCCUAGUCCCCAUGAAGGUCAUCGACAUCCUGGGGCUAACACUCCUACCUUGGUGUUGGUGGUGGUUGGCUCUGUUGCAAUUAUUUGCCUUCUUUUAAGUGCCACCAUUUAUAUAUUAAAAAAGAAAAAAAAAAGCAAGUAGACCUAGAACUGGCUUUUAAUAAAAUCAAGAAAAUUGAA
This is a messenger RNA of Chinchilla lanigera (long-tailed chinchilla), 2792 nucleotides long. RefSeq names its product calcium-activated chloride channel regulator 4-like. Lineage: Eukaryota; Metazoa; Chordata; Mammalia; Rodentia; Chinchillidae. The transcript has 14 exons. Gene Ontology annotation, biological process: chloride transport. Gene Ontology annotation, molecular function: intracellularly calcium-gated chloride channel activity. Bases 1 to 2754 code for a protein of 917 amino acids. The record is from RefSeq and is a predicted model, not a curated record.